Messenger RNA from Cylindrotheca closterium, 666 nucleotides. NCBI's taxonomy places the organism in Eukaryota, Bacillariophyta, Bacillariophyceae, Bacillariales, Bacillariaceae. The record is from the annotation of a GenBank genome assembly.
AUGGGUAACCUACUGGGCAAAGAGAAACCUCUGAAGGAGGUCCUACGCGAAAACAAGCGUACAAUAAAUCGAGCAGUGCGAGAGUUGGACCGGGAAAAGACUGGGCUGGAAAGGGAAGAGAAAAGGUUAAUAUUGGAAAUCAAACAAGCUGCGAAGCAACAGCAGAUGGGGACUGUGAAGCUAUUGGCCAAGGAUUUGGUCCGUACAAGGCAGCAUAUCACAAAAUUCAUUGAAAUGCGCAGCCAUCUGCAAGGCUGUGGUCUGAAACUGCAAACGGUCAAGUCCCACCAUGCCAUGGCAGAAGCAAUGAAGACAACCGCAAAGGCAAUGUGCAAAAUGAAUAAAGCGAUCGACAUACCAGCCAUAAACAAAAUGAUGGCUGAAUUCGAGAAAGAGAAUGCAAAGACGGAAAUUAUGCAAGAAAUAAUGGGAGAUACACUUGAUGAUGCUCUUGCUGACGAAAGCACGGAAGAGGCUGAAGAGCAGGUAGUGAACCAAGUUCUUGACGAGAUUGGCAUUUCGUUUGGAGAGGAACUGCCCGAAGCCCUUGUGGGAGCACCUACAGUGGAGGAGAAAACGGGACUUGUGAAGGUAGCAGUCGAGGCAGAGGUUGCAGACACUGCGUUGAGCGAAUUGGAGGCGCGCCUCAACAAUUUGAAACGAUAA